CCAUCGUUUGCUGCUAACCAAAGAUCACUGUAAGCCAAAGAUACCUUACACUGUGUGUCCUGGAAAGGCUUUGAAACCCGCGAACUUUCAAGUAAUUGUAAUGUGUAAUGGUGUACGUGUGUUGUCGAAGCGUUAGUUAAUUGCGAGCAGUUGUCAGAAAGCCAGAAACAUGUGAGAAAUAAGUAGGAAAUAGCGCAAUGGACCGUUAAUAGAACUAAUAGCAUAAUUCCCCAGUUUAACGCUUAUCAACUUUUUGGUAUAGAACGCUAAUGCUAUCGUCUGCUAGAAUGUUGAAGAAAUGGAAUUUUAUAUACGACCGCCGGGAGGAACAGUGGCCUUAUAUAAUAUGGAGAAAUGUGUUUCUCAGAGGUUUGAAGUUCUCAAACUUUUGAAUUAUAACAAGAGCACCGAUAAUGUGGCGUUUGACUGUUUAAUAGAAGGAACUGCGUUGGAUAAAGUAGGGCAUCAUACUUUACGGUUGAUGUCCUUGUCUUGUUUGGAGUUCAGAGAUUUCUUUAUAGAAGGUGAAACACGGUUUUUUCUAAAACGUAUAAAUACAAUCACUGAAAAUGAAAUUGUUGGAGCAAUCCGAAGAAUUAGAAAGCAUAUUGCAGAUGGUUUGAAAUUUUAUGCUAAAUCUCAGAAAAUGUUGGAAAUCCUUUCUGUAAUAGACAAUACUCUAACCCAGUUACAAACUGAUGCCCUGCUUCAUGCAUUCAGUACUAAUCACAGAGAGGACUGUAUGGAGUUUGCGGUCCACUUGCCUUUCACGGCGUGCCUGCAACUAGUACGAAAGAGGCUGGUGGAACUUUCUGAAGGUGUGGCCAGAGUGCCUUGUGGAGGAUGGCGUAGGCAGCUGCUGCCUACUCUCUUUGCAACACAGUUGAGGGCAGCUUGCAGUUCUGCAGCAGAACGUGGGUGCCUACAGUCUGUCCUCUCAGAUGAGCGACUAAAAGGAAUACUGCAGAAACUAAGUGCAUGGUUCCAGAAUCGCAGUGUUGGUCUGAAGCAAAAUAUCUUAGAAGCAAACAAUGUUGACGCCCAUGCACACCUGUUCCCUCCUUGUCAGAUGCACCUCUACAAGACACUCCGUGAGCGCCAUCGUCUUUCACAUGAACCUCGCCGUACAUUAAGCCUAUUUCUCAAAGACAUAGGCAUGCCUAUUGAACAUGCUGUUUCCUUUUGGAAGAGAGAAUAUUCGCAGAAAGCUACUGCUGCAUGCAGUUGCCAGCAUUCCUGGCAAAAAGACAUGCGGAAACUAGUGUAUAGUAUACGCCAUAUGUAUGGUUUAGAAGGCAGUCGUAUCAAUUACAGAGCACAGUCAUGUAAGAUUAUACAGGAUCACACUAUAACUGCCAGUGGUGAAGGUGGUUGUCCAUUUGUGCACUUUGAUCAUGAUCGUCUACGGUCUUGCCUUUCACAAAAAGUGACCUCAAAUCCUCAAGUGUUUGAAGAGAUCCUGUCUUUGUCAAGUGAAUUUCCUACAGUGGCCUGUAUUAAACAUUUGACAGUAUCUCAUCUAGGUAACAGUGUGCUCUCUCCACAUUUUUCAACUCCUGUACAGUACUAUGGCUGUGCUCUCAAGGCUUUGAAGUCCAAGGAUAACAUGAACAGUAUGCUGCAGUAACCAAGUAAUGCUGUGGAGACUGACAUUUGAAUUUCAAUGUAUUGUGGCUGUUUGCAAUAAAGAAGUAUCUAUUCCUUUCAGACA
Molecule: messenger RNA, 1711 nt
Organism: Schistocerca americana (American grasshopper)
Lineage: Eukaryota; Metazoa; Arthropoda; Insecta; Orthoptera; Acrididae
Product: DNA primase large subunit-like
Exons: 5
Coding region: 299-1627 (442 amino acids)
Biological process (GO): DNA replication, synthesis of primer
Cellular component (GO): alpha DNA polymerase:primase complex
Source: RefSeq, a predicted model, not a curated record